GCAAACAACUAGCUCGUACACUUCUCUUUUCAUAUGAAACGAAUCCUUGAAUAAAAUAGCCUUUUUUAAAGUCAGCUUGUGAAAUGGAUAUCUUUUAUAAACAGCCAGUGCACGCUUAAAUGAAGAAAGAAAUUCAGAUCGGCUCAAUGAACAUGACGUCACGUCGAUGCCGCGAUGCUUGGCUCGCGAGCACAAAACAAACAGCUCCUGUCUCCGCCCACAUUAAAAACUAUUAUAUUUGCUAUAACACGUCUGAGGGAGUGGGACAUGAAACAUACAGAUUUUUUUGUUGAAAAAUAGCAAUGUAUUAGACGCCUGAAUCGUUUAAACGGGCCUUUUUAUUCAGAUAUCCGUGCGCGUGACUCCAAUCACAGAGAAAGUGUGCCGUGCUAACUCUUGUUAGCCGCUUUAUUCAUGUAACUUAUUAUUUUUCACAUCGGAGAGGCGGGGAAUCCAAAGCCUAAGCCGUCAAAAAACGAGACUUGGAUGCAUUCAAUAAACACCACCGUUUCAUUUCAUAGCCGUCUUAACUCGGGAUUCAAACCUUUUGGAGACAACAGCAAGAAGCCAUCGAGAAAUUACAUGGAUUAUCUGUGCUUCAGGACGUUGUGCUGUAAAGGACCUCCUCCUCCCAGGCCAGAGUAUGACGUGGUUUGCAUAGGUCUGACAGGCUCUGGGAAGACCAGUCUGCUCUCCAGACUUUGCAGUGAGGCAACGGACAACAUUGUUCCUACAACAGGUUUUAGCAUUAAAGCCGUGCCAUUCCAGAACGCCAUUUUAAACGUGAAGGAACUCGGAGGAGCAGACUCAAUUAAGAAGUACUGGAGUCGGUAUUACCAGGGUUCACAAGGAGUGGUUUUCAUGUUGGACAGCGCUUCAUCCGAGGAGGAUAUGGAGGUGGCGCGUACGGAGCUUCACUCAGCCCUGCAGCAUCCUCAGCUCUGCACGCUUCCGUUCCUCAUACUGGCCAACCACCAGGACAAACCUGCCGCCCGCUCUGUACACGAGAUAAAGAAAUAUUUUGAGCUGGAGCCACUGGCACGAGGUAAGAGCUGGAUACUGGAGGGCAGCACGGUGGAGAACAUGGACGCAGUAAAGGAAAGCUUCAUUCAGCUCAUUCAUCUGCUGGAGGACAAGGACCAGGAGACGGGCAGGAUAUGACACAGGGAAAACAUUAUCCCAUUAUCCCGUCAGACACUACAGAUCGCCACCGCACCACUGGCCAGUACAGCCCAGUUUAGCAUGGCCGUUGUGUAACCUACAUUGUUACCCUAACUGUUACUGUGGUGUAACAAAUUCAGCCAUGAAAAAAUGGACUUUGCGACUACUAUCCUUAUCUGUAAGGAUGCAUAUCUGCGAAGAAAGAAGGGCACCUCGACUGAAAAGUUUGAUACCUUCUCUCAGACCACACACGUAUUACCCGAGAACAAGAAUUCAACACUUAUGUCAGUAAAUAUGGUUAUCUAUCUUCUCUUUAAUACAGAUGUAGUUGCACAUUGCUACUAAAUAGAUAAUGUAAUCAUGCUUGGUCACGUAGGGCAACUGGAAGUCAUGUUUUCAUAGUGCGUAGAUUGUUCUUGUGUGUUUGUGAAUGUAUGAAUGAGUGUUUGCAAGUCAGUUUGUACUUAAAAGCCUUAAGGUGCGUGCUAAUGUAUUUUUAAAGCGUCUUUCGAUGUUAUUAAAAUAGGCAGUCUUAAUUAUCUGUCGCUGUGAUGUAAAAAGUUAUGAAUGAUUGAAAAUCAUGUAAUAAUAAACUUUCUUCUCCUUUCAUGUAAUCCCAAAACUGCAUGGAGCUGUACUCGAUGUACAAGCGGAUGCUCUGUUUCAAAAUUUUGUGAGCUGCCUGCCCGGGUAACAUUUCAAGGUAUUGUAGCUGCACGUCAGACACAGAGAAUAAACCCUGGCACAUUUUGGUUAUGAUGAGAGCAAUGCCAUGCAUUGCAAUGGGCACAGUGAUGGCGGAUGAAGCAAGAGAAAUGUUAAUGCGCAGUACUUAAAAAAAAUAAGUAAACUCAUUCUACCUCAAGCAAAGUGCUUAUAAGAGCACUGCAUUAUUUUUGCAUUGUUUGUGGGUGACUUCUGUCUUAAGCAGUUUAGAGUUUCUGUCUACGUAGAGCUUUCCAAAUCAGUCCCUUUUACGAGGUUCAUUUCCAGUUAGGAUACUGCCGUACAAGGUCGCUGCAGUAGGCCGAGAAGCGACUCGCUAAAUUUUGCAACAGAGCUGAUGUGACUCAUAAAUGCACAUUUAUGUAGAUUUAUUUUUAGUGUUAUUUUAAAGCAGAUCAUAUCAAGGAUUACACUCUUUUAUUACUUUACCAAUGAAAAUAUAAUAAUGGUCUUUUCACCAAAUACACCAAAACUAUUCUCAUUUUGAUGACUGUCUCAAAGUUUUUGUUUUUAUAUGCAUGUGUUUACCAUGUAUCAAAAAGUGGGCUCCUCUUUAUUAUUUAAACAUUUUCUACACCUUAGAGACAUGCAAAGAGGAAGCAAUGCAAGGGCGAUACAUGUGCCACUGCUAGAAGUGCAUUCUUUUAAACAUUUACCAACAUCGUAUGUUUUAUUUAUAUCUGGAAAAACUUUAUACCCUCCGAACCAAUUCAGCUGCCCUUUUGUAAUUCAAACAUUUGUAGAUUUGUUACAGAUUAAUCUUGUUCUAUAGGACACAUGCCUAUCUUUAUACCAGGAAAAGAGUCUGUACCAUGCAGUUUGAUCAAGUGGUGGUGUCAAGUCGUUCAUAUGUUUGACAGUGUUCGUAUGUAUUUAUGCAUAAUUUCCACUGAGCAAUAUGAGAAAUAAAGGAUGAAGAGGGCCGUGUGUGUUGUCUUUUAUGAGUUAAAUGCAGGGCUGGAAAUGGCAGAAAUUCACUGGGAGGACAUAAACACUUUAAAUAAUUUAAUACAUUUGUCCUCAGAUUAAAAAAAAUAUUAAUGUGAAAAUUUUGAUAUUUAGUUGAUGAAUAUUUUAAAU
Paramisgurnus dabryanus is the source of this 2967-nucleotide messenger RNA. It is a transcript of the gene arl15b, whose product is annotated as ADP-ribosylation factor-like 15b. Gene Ontology annotation, molecular function: GTP binding; GTPase activity. NCBI's taxonomy places the organism in Eukaryota, Metazoa, Chordata, Actinopteri, Cypriniformes, Cobitidae. The record is from RefSeq and is a predicted model, not a curated record.